AUGGAUCAGAACGAGUUUGAAGCUGCAACAGAAUCAAAAUCUGCUGAGAGACAAUGUUGUUGGUGGAUUUACCAUAGUGCGAGACAAAUUGAGAUAUUCAACGCCGAAGGUUUGGUUAAACAAGUUCUUCCAUAUUGGAUAACGAAUCCCGUUAAAUGUUCCGAUACGCUUGAAAAAGGGGUUAAAAUUAAAGAACUUCAUAGAUUUGACCGUGUGCUACUCAAAAACCUUAAACGCAUGGGAAUAAAACGACUCUUUCCAAUUCAAGACUCUGUUAUACCUUACAUUUUGGACUUUUAUGAGGGUAAAGGUCCAAAUUACGUUGGUCAGCCUCGUGAUAUCUGUAUAUCUGCACCUACGGGUAGUGGCAAAACAUUAUCAUAUGCUCUUCCCAUUCUUCAGCUCUUGAGCACGUGCAAGACGAAACUCAUCAGAUGCGUUGUAAUUCUGCCCGUUCGAGAUUUAGCAAAACAAGUGGCUGAAACUUUCCGAUUUCUUGCAGAAAAUACUUCAUUGAGGAUUGCUCUUCUUGCUGGUGAAGAAAGCUUUACUUCAGAACAGGAGAAUAUAUUCAAGAGUCAAGGCGACCAUGUUCUCUUACCAGACAUAAUUGUGUGUACACCUGGCCGUCUUGUUGAUCAUAUUUACAACACUUCUAACUUCUGCCUGGAACAUGUUCGGUUUCUGGUUAUUGAUGAAGCCGAUCGCAUUAUUAAAGAAGAAAAACAGGAUUGGUUUAAU
This is a messenger RNA of Rodentolepis nana, 741 nucleotides long. NCBI's taxonomy places the organism in Eukaryota, Metazoa, Platyhelminthes, Cestoda, Cyclophyllidea, Hymenolepididae. The record is from the annotation of a GenBank genome assembly.